Molecule: messenger RNA, 1453 nt
Organism: Radiomyces spectabilis
Lineage: Eukaryota; Fungi; Mucoromycota; Mucoromycetes; Mucorales; Radiomycetaceae
Exons: 4
Coding region: 79-1155 (358 amino acids)
Biological process (GO): G protein-coupled receptor signaling pathway
Cellular component (GO): membrane
Molecular function (GO): mating-type factor pheromone receptor activity
Source: RefSeq, a predicted model, not a curated record
CAAUUUUUUUUAUUUUUGCUCCCUUCCUUUGUUUCCUUAGUCCAAGACCGUGGGGCCUAACUUUUUCAUCUAUACAUAAUGCUUAAAUCCAUGGUCUCUGCACUGCUGCAAUCGCUUACCAUGAUCAUCUUUUUAUUAUCGGCUAUUCCAUUAAUCGUCCAUUUUCGGCUGCGCAACUGGCCCGCUUUCUACAUCUCUCUGUGGUUAACUGUAUAUAACUUGAUCCAGUUCGCCAAUAUCACACUGAGCCAACACAUCUUCGAUGACUCAAAGCAGGAUAAUAUUUAUCAAUUUUGCACAAUCUAUGCGGGAACCACCACAGCACUCCAAUUAGCUAUUUCAUUUGGCAGUUUUCGACUAUUGCAGCAACUGUGCUCUCUUGUAACGCCAGCAGAACGAUGGACGCUUCGGAAACGUUUGCUCGGGGUGUUGUCGUCCUCACGAAAGGCGAGCGACAGCGAUGCAGAUCAUACAACACACCGUUCAGUCUCCAGCACGAUCAUCUACUCAGCUUCUCACACAUCGAGCCAUUCCUCAUUUGGUUCUUGGUACAGAUCGAGAAUUGCCGUCUAUCACAGCCGAAUCACCGAUUUCUUUUGGGGAAUCGCACUACCGAUAGCCCUUAUUGUAAUAUGGAAAACAUCCUCUGCUACCUUGCCAAAAAACCAAGACGCAUUCCAAUACGUCUAUCUUUCCGGUGUGGGAUGUGCCAUGGUCAUGGUCGACAGCUUACUCUCGGUUUUAAUAUUGUGUAUUACGCCUGCUGUCAUGUCGGCAUGCAGCCUCUAUUAUACUGUUUAUAUCAUCGUACGACUGGCGUCCAGUCGCCGUGCUCUGAACGCCCUGUUAGCCGAAAGAACAUCCAUCAGCCAGUCCACCUUUCAACGACUGGUCGGAUUUUGUGCGUUUUAUGAUAUCAUUGCCAUGGUUUAUACUAUUUACAGCAUGGUCUAUUUUUUCACAAAUACUGCACCGACCAUCCCGAUGCCAGAAGACGAAUUGAUCAUGCUCAACAAACUCGCAUUGUGGUCGAAACCCUUGAUAUCACCUACUAUUCUACUUUUGGCUGUCCUGUCACUGGCGUGGAUAUUAUUCUUUGGAACGAAUACGGAAGCCAUCAAUAUGUAUCGUCAAAUCUACGGGCCAGAUAUGUGAAUCGUUAUCAUCCUGUAACUUGCGACAACCAUGCUCAACAUCCGUGGAUUCAGUAUCGCAAAUAACUCUGGUGUAUGCGAAUGCCCCUCCUGCAGCAAGCCAUGAAUUCAUCAAUAUGAGGAAUAUUCCCCACAGCAUACAUGCGUACGAUAUACUUUUUCCACCGUCUGCACAUCUACAAAGGAGAAACACUUAUCUUUAAUGCAGCUUCAUGUUGCCAGUCAUCCUCAUUUUUUUCCUCCAACUUACUGUAUUUCUCAUGUUUCUACACCAAAAACACAUAUACACACACUCUGCC